CAAGGUAUAACAAAGAGAUUAAAAACAUAGUGCCUGAAAACAGGAGAGACACACAGAACACUCAAUGUUGUCAAGAUGUCUGCUUUCCCAACCUGAUCUAGAGAUUCAGUGCAAUACCAAUCUUAGAAAAAGAAUUGUGGGGUGAGAUUUCUGUUUUCAUUUUGUUGGGUAUGGUUGCUAAACUGGCUUCCAAAAAGUCCCUCCUACAAACUUCCAAUUCCCUCAUGUGUGAUCAAUUUGUAAACAUUGGUUAAUGUGACAGGUAAAAGUAUUCAUUUAAAUUUGCCCUUGUGUGGUGAUUGGACCCGUCAGGCAAUCUAGUUAUGUAUUUUUUUUGUUUUGUUUUUAAAAGGGGAAAAAAAAUAAUUGUUUGGCUGUGGUACAUAGGGGAAUCUUAUCCCACCAAGGAUGUAACCCACACCCUCUGCAGUGGAAAGGCGGAAUCUUAGCCACUGGACCACCAGGGAAGUCCCUGAUUUGAAUGUUUGAUCCAUCUGGAUUUUAUUUUGGUGUUAAGCGUGAGCCAACUUCUACUUUUCCAAAUGGCCGGCCAGUCGUCCUAACGUCGUUUGAUUGAAAAAAGACUGAAAAACCUUUCUCGGGGUUUGAAGAGACCACUCCACCAGCACGCUUCAAGCUAGCGCGUUUGCCGGGGCCCGCGCGGUCCAAGGACCCCUCGCCGGCAGGUUUCCGCGGCCCAUCUGCCCGGCCAGAUCCAGUCGGAGGAGGCGAAGGGAAGGCGGUGGAGUGGAUAUUCCGCUGCUGAGAACUAUUCCACUCCUACCAGCCGCCGACCAACCACUAACCCCCUUUCCCCACCCUUGCGCUCAGGACAACCCCCAGACACCACUACCGCGACUUCACCUCCACCCUCCGAGGACAAAACCCCCUGACCCACGUCGAGGAAGUCUCCCUUACCUCCCAUCUCCUCCCUCUCAGCUCCCACCCCCAACCCUAGUCCCUCCUCCCGGGUGGUCCCAGGAACGGGAGGGGACUUUCUACGAGGGUAAUUUAAAUAAAAGCCCAGAGGUGACACACGUGGUGAUGGAGGGGACGUCAGCGGAGGAGGCUGUCUGCUGGCAGGAGCACAAGACAUCGGCUCUUCCCCCAGGUUGUACCCGCCCAGCUCUUUUAGACAUAAGUUGGUUCACAGAGAGCAUGGCAGCUGGGCAGCCUGUGCCUGUGGAAUGCCGGCACCGCCUGGAGGUGGCUGUGCCCAAAAAGAAGAUGCCAAGCCCAGCAUGGAUGCUGCCCUAUGCCUGCCAGCGUCCCACACCCCUCGUGCACCAUAAUGCCAGUCUCUCGGAGGCUCUGGAGACGCUGGCAGAGGCUGCUGGCUUCGAUGGCAGUGAAGGCCGCCAGAUCGCCUUCUACAGAGCGGCCUCGGUGCUCAAGGCCCUCCCCAGCCCGGUCACAGCCCUGAGCCAGCUGCAGGGCCUGCCCCACUUCGGAGAACACUCCUGCAGGGUUGUCCAGGAACUGCUAGAACACGGAGUGUGUGAUGAGGUGGAGAGAGUCCGUCUCUCGGAGAGGUACCAGACCAUGAAGCUCUUCACUCAGAUCUUUGGGGUCGGGGUAAGGACUGCUGACCAGUGGUACCGAAAAGGGCUCCGGACGCUGGACGACCUCCGAGUGGAGUCCCAGAGACUAACCCAGCAGCAGAAAGCAGGACUCCAGCACCACCAGGACCUGAGUGCCCCGAUCCUGCAAUCAGAUGUUGAGGCCCUGCAGCAAGUGGUGGAGGCAGCUGUGAGGCAGGCCCUUCCUGGGGCUACUGUUACGCUGGCCGGAGGCUUCCGGAGGGGGAAAUUGCAGGGCCACGACGUGGACUUCCUCAUCACCCACCCGCAGGAGGGCCAGGAGGCAGGGCUGCUGCCCAGAGUGAUGUGCUACCUGAAGAAGCAGGGCCUUGUCCUGUACCACCAGCACCAGCACAGCCAGCAGGGCGACCUGACCCAGCAGAGCCACACCAUGGAUGCCUUUGAGAGGAGUUUCUGCAUUUUCCGCCUGCCGCAACCCCCAGGGGCUGCUGUAGGUGGCGCCCAGAAGCCCUGCUUCGCCUGGAAGGCUGUGCGGGUGGACCUGGUGGUUGCCCCUAUCAGCCAGUUCCCCUUUGCCCUGCUUGGCUGGACUGGCUCCAAGCAUUUUGAGCGGGAGCUACGCCGCUUCAGCAGGAAGGAGAGGGGCCUCUGUCUGAACAGCCAUGGUCUGUUUGAUCCGGAGCAGAAGACGGUUUUCCACGUGGCCUCAGAGGAAGACAUCUUCAGACUCCUGGACCUUGAGUACCUUCCCCCAGAGCAGAGAAAUGCCUGAUCCUAUCAACCCCACCUCUACUCUGGAAAUGGAGGGGGUCAUUUGAGCCAGACUCUAUUGGUGUUUUUGGCCCCUGACUGUUUCCAGGCAGAAGAUGUGCUGCUGCCCCAAGUCCUUACCCCUUCCAUGUGGGAGCCCUAUCUGUGAACCACCUCUCCCCCACCUAUACCCAGUUCAAGAUGUAAUGAAAUUAGCAUGUGGAACAAA
Messenger RNA from Bubalus bubalis (water buffalo), 2520 nucleotides. RefSeq names its product DNA polymerase mu (gene POLM). Bases 1045 to 2313 code for a protein of 422 amino acids. Gene Ontology annotation, biological process: double-strand break repair via nonhomologous end joining. The record is from RefSeq and is a predicted model, not a curated record. The transcript is spliced from 12 exons. Gene Ontology annotation, cellular component: nucleus. NCBI's taxonomy places the organism in Eukaryota, Metazoa, Chordata, Mammalia, Artiodactyla, Bovidae. Gene Ontology annotation, molecular function: DNA-directed DNA polymerase activity; DNA binding.